AUGCCUUUAUCACCGCCUUUACAUCAUCCUGUACCACAGCAUCCAAUUCCCCCGUUCAGGUCGCCACCACCAGCAGAAAUGAGUGGCAAUCCAUACAUUCCCCAAGGCAAUCAAGGCCCAGGUCCGGUUCCAGGACAAGCACAAUCCCAUGGCGGAUGGAGUGGCCAACAUCAAGCACCACAGCAUCACCCAGGUGGUCAAUAUCAGCCAUCUGGCAACAUGUACCAGCCUCAACAACCACAGAACCAAGGAUCGUUCGGCACAGGAGCUCCAUAUGCCAACAUCUUCAACGAUCCCAGUGCACAAAUCGGCAUUGAAGUUGGACGAAACGCACUCAACUACGGUCAAGAAUACAUCGGAAGAAACGUAAGUAACCCCUCUUCUAUCCCUCUUAUCCCGCAGACAUCUCAAAACCUUCAUUCCACCCGUAAAAAGCUCGCGAAGUGA
Molecule: messenger RNA, 447 nt
Organism: Sugiyamaella lignohabitans
Lineage: Eukaryota; Fungi; Ascomycota; Dipodascomycetes; Dipodascales; Trichomonascaceae
Exons: 1
Coding region: 1-447 (148 amino acids)
Source: RefSeq, a predicted model, not a curated record